UAGUCCUGACACUUGGGGUUUUGCAGGACAGGUGCAGCGAAUGCGUGUUGACGUCGGGGAGAAAAGAAGCCUGCAUCAGCAAAUUGACAGAGUCCUGCAUUCGACUCAAUUAAAAUCAACAUAUCCUGCAAGUAAACCUUUACCAUGUUGACGACUGUUGGGAAGACUUGUAUAGGCCUUCUUCGCCCUAGUCGUCUCGGCAGACUCCUCGCCACAUCAAAUGCCGCCGUGUCAUCAUACCACCCCAAACUACAGACUGUUUCAGGCGUUCGUGGUAACUUUGCCACAUACAGCUCCAUAACAGAUCAUAACGCCACCAAGGCUGAGUUCAGAACCAUCAACAGUGUCAUACCGACCAAGGCCACUGAUGCCGGCAAGAAGGCAUCGCUUGUUAUUUUCGACAAAGAUGGCACCUUGAUAUGCUGCCAAGCAAUGUGGGCCCCCUGGUCGAGGAAAAUAGCAUCUACAUUGGAGGAAGCCACCGGACUAGACAUCAAAGAGAAAGUAUAUAAAACUAUUGGGUUCAGUAACUCAACCGACCGAGUAAUCUCCGGUUUGCUGGCGGAGGCUACCGAUAAGAUGGUCCAGGAUGCUGUAAUUGAACUUCUUAAGCAGGAAGGAGUGGAUGAGGCCAAAGGCCAUGCCCUUGUGCACAGUAUAUGGGAGGAUGGACACGGUAUUUAUGAAACUAAACCUCUAGCAGACUUAAAGACUUUAUUUAAGAUAUUGAAAAGCCAUAAUAUUAAGAUUGCUGUUUGCACCUCUGACAGCAGAAAAGGAACUGAGAACGUUCUGGAAGAUUUAGGAAUCCGUGGCUUUGUUGAUCUUAUAGCGUGUGGCGAUGACCCAACCAACGUUCCUAAACCUGAUGCAUAUAAUGCUAAGAUGAUCUGUGAAAAGUUGGAUGUGAGCCCUGAGAAUACUGUGAUGAUCGGAGACACCAAGGCUGAUGCGGGUAUGGGAAAGGCAGCACAGUUAGGUUGGAACAUUGGGGUACUGAGUGGUGUAGGGCAGACGGAUGAUUUAUACCCUGCGGCCAGUCAUGUGAUCGAGAGUGUACAGGACAUGCUACCUCUUAUCCUACCAGAGGAUCAAUGGAGAGAAUGUUACGCCUACUCCAAUGACCAUAGGAUCCUGAUCGAACCGUACUCUCUCGAGGUUUCUGAUUCAGAUGAGCUUGCUAGUGCUGAGAACCGUGUACCAAAUGUUCAGCUGAUCAUUUUAGAUCUCCAUGGUACUAUUAUUUGUGCCCACAGCAGGUACGCCAACUGGAUGGACCAGAUGUGUACAAGGCUGGAAGAAACCACAGGUCUUUGUGAUCUGAAGUCAGAAAUUCACCAGACGCUGGGGAUAUGUGAAAAAACAGGUAAAAUAAAGGAUGGCCUGUUGAAUGAACACGGGACCACAAAUAUGGAGGUGAGGUCAGCGCUGGUAGAGAUAAUCCAUAAACACUUUACAUAUGAGGAGUCCCUGAUGGUUGUCAACAAAGUCUGGCAGGAGUGUGAAUCUGCUCUUCUGACCGAACCGAAAUCUCUUCACAAAGACAUCAAAAAGUUCUUCAAAACAUUAAAGAGGAAAGGAAUCAAAAUAGCAAUAUGUACCGGAGAUAAACGAGAGCAUGCGCUAUCUGACUUGAAAAAUAUUGGUGUGUUGAAAUAUGUUGACAUGAUGAUCUGUGGAGACGACCCUCACUCUGUCUCCAGGUCAUCUGACCACAGCACACGUCUCAUCUGUGAUGAGCUCAAUGUUGACCCAGUGCAAACUGUGAUAGUUGGCGAUUCGACCAAAGACUUUUCUGUUGGGAAAUCAACAAAUGUACAAAAAAUCGGUGUGUUGUCAGGCGUAGGGUCUAUGGAUGAACUCAAAUGGGUCACAGACUUCGUUGUACCCACAUUGGAUCAUGUGAUUGACUAUCUCAUGGAUGAUCCACCUACUAGGUUCAGACAACAGAAGAUACCGCCUGCGGUCAGGAAGACGAUAGAAGUCGAUCCCCACCGUAGACAUUUCAGCACCACCUGCCAAGUGAGGCCAACUUUCUCCAAAAGUAUACAGGUGAGAAAUGCCUCCACGGUAUCAGGAGGUGGAUCCACAUACGACUACGUCAUCAUUGGUGCUGGCUCGGCUGGCUGUACUCUUACCAAUCGGCUGUCAGCUGACCCUGAAAACAAGGUGUGUGUUCUGGAGGCUGGUCCAAAAGACUACACCUGGAAGAUCCACAUGCCUGCUGCACUCAUGUACAAUCUGUGUGAUGAUAAGUACAACUGGUACUACCAUACCGAACCAGAACCACACAUGAAUAACCGAGUCAUGUACUGGCCACGAGGACGUGUCUGGGGAGGAUCGUCCUCACUCAAUGCUAUGGUCUACAUCCGUGGUAAUGCCGGUGAUUAUGACGGAUGGGAAAAGGCUGGAGCGAAAGGAUGGUCUUAUGCAGAUUGCUUGCCAUACUUUAAAAAAUCUCAGACUCAUGAACUUGGAGAAAAUGACUACAGAGGUGGUGAUGGUCCACUUCAUGUGUCACGUGGUAGGAGCAACAACCCACUGCAUCAGGCCUUUAUAGAGGCAGGUCAGCAGGCCGGCUUCCCUUUUACGGACGACAUGAACGGCUACCAACAGGAGGGCGUGGGGUGGAUGGACAUGACCAUUCACAAAGGUCGACGCUGGAGUGCUGCCAUGGCCAGCCUCAGGCCCGCACUAAAACGUGACAAUGUGACCGUUGAGUCUAACGCACUGUCUACCAGGAUUGUAUUUGAAAACAAGAGAGCCGUCGGUGUAGAGUAUGAGCAGAAGGGUGUUAAAAAGAUUGUACGAGCAGAGAAGGACGUGAUUCUGAGUGGAGGUUCAAUCAACUCUCCUCAGCUCCUCAUGUUGUCGGGUGUGGGCAAUGCAGAUGAACUAAAGGCGCUGGACAUCCCUGUGGUUCAACACUUGCCAGGUGUUGGGGAGAACCUCCAGGACCACCUUGAGGUGUACGUACAGGAAGCAUGCAAGCUUCCCAUCACUCUCUAUUCUGCUCAGUGGAAGUUCCCUCAUAAUAUGAUCCGCAUAGGGCUGCAGUGGUUCCUCACACAGAAAGGUGAUGGAGCUUCUGCACACUUGGAGAGUGGAGGGUUUGUCCCAAGCGAAGAAGGCUUGGAGUAUCCUGACAUUCAAUUCCAUUUCCUACCUUCUGUUGUGCAGGAUCAUGGACGCAAGAACGGCGAUGAACAUGCGUUCCAACUCCAUGUGGGAUCUCAGCGUGGUACAAGUAGGGGUUAUAUCAAACUUAAAUCUGGCAAUCCCAGGGACCAUCCAAAGAUCGUAGCAAACUACCUGUCCACAGAAAAAGAUGUGAGGACAAUGAGAUACAGUGUCAAAGUUGCUAGAGAAGUGUUUAAGCAGAAAGCGUUUGAUCCUUUCCGUGCUGGUCGGGAAUUAUCGCCUGGACCCGAAUGUCAAACAGAUGCCGAGAUUGAUUCCUUCGUCAGGGCUCAAGGCGAUAGUGCUUAUCAUCCAUCAUGUACAUGUAAAAUGGGAUCGGAGCGUGACCCAAUGGCUGUAGUGGAUUCACAAACUCGUGUUUUAGGUGUCGAUAACCUCAGAGUUGUUGAUGCCUCUAUCAUGCCAAAUGUCAUUACUGGGAAUCUUAAUGGCCCUACAAUCAUGCUGGCUGAGAAGGCCGCUGAUAUCAUCCUGGGCAACAAACCACUGCCUCGGUCUACGGCACCUGUGUACAAGAACGAUGUUUAGAUUGUAACUUUCGCCUUCAGUCGCUGUUCAGAGUAACAACAAACAAACUAUUCUGGUGUGCAAUCAAAUGUAAUCCAUACUAUCAUAUGAUCCUGGCUUUAAUGUAAUAUUCUUUUUGGGAUUGAUAUUUCUCUGUCCUAACUUCUGGUUAAGGCCGGUCGUUUAAUUGCUUCUCUGCCUUAAAUACAAACAACGUGACAAUAUGUUAUGAAAAAGCAUGUCGUCUUUAUUCUUUUGGAUUUUAAGCUGAAAUAUUUGCAAUACAAGAUGAAGUUUU
Pecten maximus is the source of this 4006-nucleotide messenger RNA. RefSeq lists its product as uncharacterized. Lineage: Eukaryota; Metazoa; Mollusca; Bivalvia; Pectinida; Pectinidae. Gene Ontology annotation, molecular function: flavin adenine dinucleotide binding; choline dehydrogenase activity. The record is from RefSeq and is a predicted model, not a curated record. Gene Ontology annotation, cellular component: mitochondrial inner membrane.